Molecule: messenger RNA, 2864 nt
Organism: Oncorhynchus gorbuscha (pink salmon)
Lineage: Eukaryota; Metazoa; Chordata; Actinopteri; Salmoniformes; Salmonidae
Product: protein Hook homolog 1-like
Exons: 22
Coding region: 51-2231 (726 amino acids)
Biological process (GO): cytoplasmic microtubule organization; cytoskeleton-dependent intracellular transport
Cellular component (GO): cytoplasm; centrosome
Molecular function (GO): dynein light intermediate chain binding; microtubule binding
Source: RefSeq, a predicted model, not a curated record
UGCAGAGGGAAGGGAAACCGCGUCGUUGUUGACAGGUGCAGUGAACAAUCAUGUCUAGCCUUACCCGACGCGGAGAAAUGGAGACUGACAAAGUGGUGUUGUGUGAGAGCCUUGCUAUAUGGCUCCAGACCUUCAACACUGCAGCACCAUGUACAACUGUAGAGGAGCUGACCACUGGAGCUGCCAUUUCUCAGGCCCUGCAUCAGAUAGAUCCAGCGUGGUUCAGUGAGAGUUGGCUUGGUCGCAUUAAAGAAGAUGCUGGGAAUAACUGGAGACUGAAGAUGAACAACCUGAAGAAGAUCCUUCAGAUGAUGGUGGUGGUGGUGGAUUACUACAAUGAGGUCCUGAUCCAGCAGAUCCAGGAGUUCCCCCUGCCAGACCUGGUGAAGGUGGCAGAACACUCAGACCCUAUAGAACUGGGACGACUGCUGCAGCUCACACUGGGCUGUGCUGUCAAAUGUGAACGCAAGCAAGAGUACAUCCAGAUAAUCAUGACUCUGGAGGAGUCCGUACAGCAUGUGGUGAUGACAGCCCUUCAGGAGCUGAUGAGUAAAGAGAACAUGGCCCAGUUUGGAGCAGAGCCACCGGGGGACGUAGAAUCACAGUUGAAGAAGGCUCUCGAGGACCUGGCAGAUCUGAUGGCAGAAAAGGAGGAGCUAGCCCAGCGCUGUCAGGAACUCGACGUACAGGUGACGGUCCUUCAGGAGGAGCGGAACAGCUUAUUAGCUGAGAACGACGUGCUGACGGACCGAGCCAAUCAGCUGGACUCGUUUGAUGACCCGAGCACGCCCUCCAGACGGAAACACAGCCAGCUACAGAUACAGCUAGAGACACUACAGGAGGAGAACUUUAGACUAGAGGCAGCUAAGGAUGACUACCGUAUCCACUGUGAGGAGUUGGAGAAGCAGCUGAUCGAGGUUCAGCAUCGUAACGACGAACUCACCAGCCUGGCAGAGGAGUCACGAGCACUUAAAGAUGAACUCGAUAUCCUCAGGAGCUGUUCGGACCAUGCUGUGAAGCUGGAGGCGUCAGUGGAGAAAUACAGGCGUAAACUGGAGGACCUGGGAGAUCUGAGAAGACAAGUCAAACUGCUGGAAGAGAAGAACAUGACCUACAUGCACAACACUGUCAGUCUGGAGGAGGAGCUACGCAAGGCUAACACUGCCCGUGCACAGCUAGAGACAUACAAGAGACAGGUCCAGGAGCUGUACCGGAAGUUGUCAGAGGAGUCUCGGCGGGCAGACAACCUUGCUUACGAAAAGAAGAAGUUUGAAGAGAAACAUGACGCCGUGAUGAGGGAGAAAGAGAAGAUCAUCAUUGAGCGAGACUCUCUGAAGGAGACCAACGAGGAGUUGCGAUGUAACCAGGCUCAACAGGACCAGCUCCUACAAGCAGGGAUGGCAGGGAUGCCAGCUGGUAGUCCAACCCAUGAUAACCUUGCUGCUGAGAUCCUACCUGUAGAGUACAGGGAGAAGUUUAUCCGGCUCCAGCAUGAGAAUAAGAUGUUGCGUGUGCAGCAGGAGGGAUCAGAGAAUGACAAGAUCUCUGAACUACAGACACUGCUAGAGGUGGCACACAGAACCUGCUCUGAACUGGACACUGACAACAGGUUAAGCAGGGAGAGGGUCACUGAGCUGCAGCAGCAGGUAGAGGAUUUACAGAAAGCCCUACAGGGCCAGGGAGCCAAGACUGAUGACUCUCACCUGAAGAGGAAAUUGGAUGCUCAUAUGGUGCAACUGAACGAGGCGCAGGAUGAGAUCACGAAGAAGAAAGAACUCCUGGAGGACUUGCAGCCAGACAACACACAGACCUUUCUGAGACUGGAUGAGCUGAUGGCUGCUCUGAAGAAGAAGGAUGAUGACAUGAGAGCCAUGGAGGAGAGAUACAAGAUGUACCUGGAGAAAGCACGCAAUGUGAUCUGUGCAUUGGACCCCCAGCUGAACCCUGCCACAGCAGAGAUCCAGGCUCUAAAGAAGCAGCUGACGGACAGAGACAAGAGGAUCCUCAGCCUGGAGAGGGAGUGUGAGCAGGCAAAGCUGAGAGAGUAUGAAGAGAAGCUGAUUGUAACAGCAUGGUACAACAAGAGUCUGAGCUUCCAGAAGCUGGCGAUCGGGGGUCGCUCCACCUCCAUGGUGCCCCCAGGUCAGUCCUUCCUGACCCAGCAGCACCAGGUCACCAACGCUGCCCACAGGAACCUCUCUGUCAGCGUGCCUGCCACCACCACUAAGUAGACCUGGGAUGGGUGACUACUGAGGUGGGCCAGCGUGUGUACAGGCUUCUUUUAUUAAUGUUGAACCAUGAUUAGUUCAAUCAGGUGUGUUAGUGCUGGUCUGGAACAAAGUCCUGCUGACACUGCAGCCCUCUAGGACUGGGAUCUCCUACAUCUGACGUAAACAAACAAAUGGCUCCUCUCUAACUCCUUUCCAGAAAUGUACACUCAAGUGACCUUAAGCACAUUAGUUCUCAGUCCCUGGAGAGGGGACAAGCAUGCACUGACUGACUUGAACAUGAGCACUUACUCAAACCAGGUUCCCUCCUCACUGAUACACCAGACGGUAACAGUUAUACUCCUCACUACAGUUUAGGAUGUUUAUUAUCUCCGGUAAUGAGUUUGGUCUGGCAACCCUACCAACAUGCUUUAUCAGCUUAGCACAUAGCCUAGCACAUAACACUGACUGAGCCCUACAAUAUACCUGUGUUAGCCUAGCUAGCAGCAGGCUCUGACUAGCAGUGAUUCCUAACCUUGACAUAUCCUGACAUGUACACUGAGUGUACAAAACAUUAAGAACACCUUCCAAAUAUUGACUCCUAUGCCUCCCACAGUUGUGUCAAGUUGAUCUGGAUGUCCUUUUGGUGGUGGACCA